Molecule: messenger RNA, 720 nt
Organism: Adineta steineri
Lineage: Eukaryota; Metazoa; Rotifera; Eurotatoria; Adinetida; Adinetidae
Source: the annotation of a GenBank genome assembly
AUGCCAGUUGCAACAAUUGAAAAUAAAUCUGUACAAAUUGAUGAUGAUUUAACUGAUUUAUCAUGGCUUAUACAAAUGAAUAAUACUAAACAACAACAACAACAACGUUAUUCAACAUCACAUGAAUAUAAUAAUCAUGAAAAUAAAAAUAAAAAAAUUGAACGAAUAAAUAAACCAUUUACAGUUGUUAAUGGUCAAACAAUACGUUCAUCAAUACCGGCAUUUACUCAUAAUCAUCAAUAUUCAAAUGAAGAGAAUCAAUACUAUUCUCAUCAAUCAUAUCAUAAUCAAACAUCAAAACGUAAAUUUGAUUCAUCAACAACAUCAUCAUAUCAUCAUCAUCAGACAAAACGUUUUCAUUCUGAACAAAUUCUUCCUAUUUAUCCUACACAAUCAUUAUCAUCUGAAUCAUUCUAUUUUGAUUAUUCACAACCAUCGACACAACAGCAACAACAACGAACAUCUCGAUAUAUGUUACUUAAAAAUGAUCCAUCACUUUCAGAUACAUUACCAACUGUUCAUAUGCCAACAAAUUUUAAUGAACCAAUUCAAAUGAUUGAACAUGAAAAUAUCUAUACAGAUGAUAUUGAACAUUUAUUAGAUAUAUUUAAAAAUGAAGUUGAAAUGAUUGGACUUGAUCCAAUAGCAACAACAAGUACAGGUGAUUGUACGAUGGAUAUGAAUCAUUGUUUAUCAUCAAAUGAAUUUUGUUCUUAUUAA